GCUUGCACCUUUUAUUUUUUUCAAUAUUUUACAAACCGUGUUAGUAAAGCGAGGGUUGGGAAAGAAUAUUACUACUACUGCACCUCCUUCUGACCAUCAAAUACUAUUUAUAAACCUCUGCAUGCCUGAAGCACAUUCUUACAUCUCUUUCCAAACUGCAAAACUGAAAAAGAAAUAAUGCAAGCUCAAAUAGCUCACAAGUUCAUUCUCUGGACUCUGGUAACAUUGUCAUCUCUUAUAUGCCAAGGAUGGGCGGUCAAGUGCGCUGCCGGUGAUCACGCUCCUACGGUGAAGCAAACACAGGUGGGGGUGGGAAACCCUCCCAAAUUCUUGGUAGAAAUCCGCAACAACUGUCCCAUGUGCCCAGUCAUCAACGUCCAUCUCAAGUGUGGGAGCUUCCCCCAAGCUCUCGUCAGUCCUAGGCUGCUCAAAGUGCUUGCUUCUGAUGAUUGUGUCGUCAAUGCCGGACUUCCAUUGCAGCCUCUACAAAAGCUUUCUUUCAACUAUUCUCAUAACAAAUUCCUACUUCGUCCCACCAUCUGGUAUUUCCAGUGCGAAUAGACUACAGCUCUGCUGCUACUUCUGGCUACUCAUAACCCACCCUUAUUACCGACUUAUAUUUUAGUCUAUCUGUCAUUCUCUCUCUAAGAUUAUUACUAUUCUUCACUGAUCUAGUUAAACAGAACCAAGAAACUUGAUUUUACUGUUUUGAUAUCUACUGAAAAUGUUUAUGGAAAAGUGUCAAAUGUGCUCUAAUUAUGUUUAAACACCAUGAUGUUGACUUACUUAUCUUGCGAAUAAUUUGUGCUUCCGUUUGGAGACUUUACGUGAUGUUGCCAAAUACACUAUUAUCCUCAAUAUUUGGCUAUAAAUCACUUGUGAAUAAUUGACUUUGUGGAGGA
Humulus lupulus (European hop) is the source of this 902-nucleotide messenger RNA. RefSeq lists its product as uncharacterized. The record is from RefSeq and is a predicted model, not a curated record. The coding region runs from base 178 to 561 and encodes 127 amino acids. The transcript has 2 exons. NCBI's taxonomy places the organism in Eukaryota, Viridiplantae, Streptophyta, Magnoliopsida, Rosales, Cannabaceae. Gene Ontology annotation, biological process: cell fate determination.